This is a messenger RNA of Nelumbo nucifera (sacred lotus), 2575 nucleotides long. RefSeq names its product SWI/SNF complex subunit SWI3C. Lineage: Eukaryota; Viridiplantae; Streptophyta; Magnoliopsida; Proteales; Nelumbonaceae. The record is from RefSeq and is a predicted model, not a curated record. Gene Ontology annotation, molecular function: protein binding; zinc ion binding.
AAUAACGCAGCCACAGUCCCACGGCAGAGUCAAAGAGGGGAAGAGAGCAGGGAAGGGAGCGCUCCUCUUCUCUUCUUUGGUCGGGCCCUUUCUCUCUCCUUUGUCUACUCCAACCAAACACCUCACAGACUUCCUAAUCACCCUCUCUCUCUCUCUCUCUCUCUCUCUCUCUCUCUCAAUGUCAGCUUCUCUCCCCUUCCCCACAGAAUCUCGUAACAAGUGGAAGAAGAGGAAGCGAGACACCAAUCUCGGAAGCAACAGCAAGAGACAGAGACCCGAAGACGAAGAUGAAGAUGACGAGGAAGACGACGACGUCGAUGCUGACGAAGACGAAGACCUGCACCCCAUCAACCCCGCCGGCCCAACCCCCACCACAACCCCGUCAGCCCCUGGUGAUACCGGCCAGGACACUCGAGAAAGAGAGGUCCUUUCGGACGGGGGAGUUCGGAUUUCUGAUUUUCCGGCCGUGGUCAAGCACAUUGUGAACCGCCUACAUCCGUCUGUUCUCGCAAUCGUUGCCGCUGAGCGUGCCCUUCAGUUUGCAGACAACCGAACUCAGCAAAACCCUUACUUUUUCGAGAAUAUAUCUCAUGGACAGCUUCAGGCAUUGUCGGCUGUACCGGCCGACAGCCCGUCUCUAGCGCAAGCAGAUCAGGAUAGAGCCGAGGGUUCCUCUUUCGCUUACGUAAUUACUCCCCCAGCUAUAAUGGAAGGUCGGGGAGUCGUUAAGCGAUUUGGCAACAAUCGAGUGCUUGUCGUGCCGAUGCACGCGGAUUGGUUUUCUCCGAAUUCGGUGCACAGGUUGGAGAGGCAGGUGGUGCCCCAGUUUUUCUCCGGCAAGUCUGGGGAUCAUACACCGGAGAAAUACAUGGAAUGCCGGAAUCGGAUUGUUGCAAAGUACAUGGAGAAUCCAGAGAAGAGGCUAUCGUUUAACGAUUGUAAUGGGCUGGGUGUUAGUGUUGAAAUGCAUGACUUGAACAGAAUUUUUCGGUUCCUGGAUCACUGGGGAAUCAUUAACUACAGUGUGGCAACGAUUAACCAUGAACCUAGAAUUAGUGGGCAGUACCUGAAGGCGAAUCCCAAUGGAGAGCUGAUGGUCCCUUCGGCUGCCUUGAGGUCUAUUGAUAGUUUGAUUCAAUUUGAGAAGUCCAAGAGCAGGUUAAGGCCUGCAGACGUUUCUGCCUCGUCUUCUCCUGGUGAUGAAUUCUCUGAUUUGGAGAGCAGAAUUCGGGAAUGCUUAUCUGAAAACCACUGCAAUUGCUGCUCUCGGCCUUUGCCUCGUGUGCACUAUCAAUCACAGAAGGAGGCUGAUGUACUGCUUUGCUUGGAUUGCUUUCAUGAGGGAAUGUUUGUUAUUGGUCACUCAAGCAUGGAUUUCAUAAGGGUGGAUUCCUCAAGAGAUUUGUAUGAUCUCGACAGGGAUAAUUGGACCGAUCAGGAAACUCUUCUCCUUCUGGAGGCAUUGGAAAUCUACAAUGACAACUGGAAUGACAUUGCAGAACAUGUUGGCACUAAGUCAAAAGCCCAGUGCAUCCUUCAUUUUAUUCGUCUGCCCAUGGAGGAUAGCCUGCUGGAGAAUAUUGAAGUUCCAAGCAAAUCUAUCUCGUCUAGUGUGCCAAACACAGUUGAUGAUGGAAGACAAUAUGCAACUUCUAAUGGUGAUUGUGCAGGGGUUUCUAUUGCAAACCUUGAUUCUGAAAGCAGACUCCCAUUUGCUUCAGCAGGGAAUCCUCUUAUGGCCCUGGUUGCAUUUCUUGCUUCUGCAGUUGGGCCACGAGUUGCUGCAGCCUGUGCUCAUGCAUCAUUAGCAGCACUGUCCAAGGAGGACCACCAAGUAGCUGGUUCUGAUGGUGUCACACAAGUGGAAGGUGAAACUGUGGGAGUACAAGGAUUAUGCAAUCAGAAUGAUGCAAUUUCUUCUCCACUGCCCAUUGAAAGUGUGAGAAUUGCUGCAAAAUAUGGUCUGGCUGCAGCAGCAACAAAGGCAAAACUGUUUGCAGAUCACGAAGAACGUGAAAUUCAGAGAAUGGCUGCUACCAUUAUAAACCAUCAGUUGAAGAGAUUAGAGCUGAAGCUAAAGCAGUUUGCGGAGGUGGAAACCUUGUUGAUGAAAGAAUGUGAACAGGUAGAGAGGACAAGGCAAAGACUUGCAGCUGAACGGGCCCGGGUUAUGUCAACUAGGUUUGGACCUAUGGGUACCACUACUACCCUACCAGCUGCUGCUGCCACUGUUGCUGUGGUAAAUAAUAAUGCUGGAACCAGCAGGCAACAAGUCAUUUCAGCCUCACCUUCACAGACAAAUAUCUCUGGAUAUGCCAAUAACCAACUAAACCAUCCAAACAUAUUCAUGCCACGACAACCAAUGUUUGCUUUUGGGCCAAGGUUGCCCCUUUCUGCAAUCCACCAGCCUGUGACACCCACCACCUCCAAUGCCAUGUACACGUCCGCCCCAGGAAAUAUGCCCCCUGCCCUUAGUCAUCCAAUGUUAAGACCUGUAUCUGGAACAAACACUAAUGUAGGUUGACCACCGGAAAAUCGGUUUUUAUGCAGAGCUGUAUGAUUUAAUUGGACUCUC